AUGCCCUCAAGCGUGCCUACAAAACAGGAGAAGUGUUACGACCCUCACGACAAGACACUUACGUUUGUCGAUGGAGAAGAUGAUUUGGACUUUUUGUAUGAAGGCUUCAAAUCUCUCAGAGCUAAGAUGUCCUGUGGUCACGCUGUGACCCCGACCUCUCUCACCAACUGGUGUCGCAGGUUGUUGGACCAGGGUGAAAGCAGGUUUGUGUGUGGUGGGUCUGGUUGUGGUGCUGAGUGGACUUUUGCAGAGGUUUGUAAAAUGGCUCUUCUGGACCCUCAAGAAAAGCAGUACUUCAGAAAAACCAUGGAAUUUAACAUUGCCAGGCAGACACUUACUACUAAGUUGUGUCCUGGCUGCAGAUCCACUGUGACGAGAGCGAAUGAAUCAGAUUUGAAUGUCCUCUGUAAAGUGUGCACAGCAGUAAAAGGACGGCCGUUUGAAUUCUGCUGGCAGUGUUUGAGGGAAUGGAAGGGUGCACGGCCUCGGAAGGACCGCUGUGGAAAUGAUGACUGCUGUAACGAGUCACUAGAAACACUAAAAAAAUGCCCAGAUAUCACAUUACAUGGGUAUUACGAUGAGUAUGGAGUCCGUGUGUGUCCCUCAGUGCGUGCCUGUCCAACCUGUGGUUUGCUGUUGCAGCACAGCAAGAAGGGUUGCCCAUCAAGUUUUUGCCCUCGAUGUAAUGGGACAUUUUGUUUUGUAUGUCUGAAGCAGUCUAGUACAUGUUUGGAGAUCACGUGCACUCCUGCCCCCAGACAGACCUCUAUACCUGUUUGGAAGAAGAAAUAA
Molecule: messenger RNA, 792 nt
Organism: Neolamprologus brichardi
Lineage: Eukaryota; Metazoa; Chordata; Actinopteri; Cichliformes; Cichlidae
Source: RefSeq, a predicted model, not a curated record